Molecule: messenger RNA, 1820 nt
Organism: Ipomoea triloba (trilobed morning glory)
Lineage: Eukaryota; Viridiplantae; Streptophyta; Magnoliopsida; Solanales; Convolvulaceae
Product: DNA polymerase lambda-like
Exons: 14
Coding region: 19-1614 (531 amino acids)
Biological process (GO): double-strand break repair via nonhomologous end joining
Cellular component (GO): nucleus
Molecular function (GO): DNA-directed DNA polymerase activity; DNA binding
Source: RefSeq, a predicted model, not a curated record
CGGCAUACUACGUAGAAAAUGGCGCCAAAGAAGAAGGAGGAACCUUCAAGUCCUGAUCCUCAUGGAAUGUUCGCCGGAAUGGCGGUCUUCUUAGUCGAAAACGGCGUACAAACUCGCCGGUUACAGAUAUGGAAGGAGAGAUUGAUGCAAAUGGGAGCCAGUAUUGAGGACCAUUUUUCCAAGAAGGUCACGCAUGUUUUCGCCAUGGAUUCAAAUUCACUCCUCAAAGAACUUGAUCGAGAGCGGCUAAUUCGGUCCAAAACGAAAGUACUCCUAUAUCAGUGGCUAGAGAACAGCUUGACCGAGGGGAAAAUGGUGCCUGAGGAUCUAUAUGUCUUAUCUCUAGAAUCUGGAGGAGGAGAUAUGCAGAAUCCUUCUGCAGAUAAUACGAGUUUCUUUGAUGAUGGUGAACAGACUCCAAAGAAGAGCAGAAUCUCUUAUGAAGGGGCAAGUAUUGCAAGCCCAGAACACAAAACGGAUACAGAAGACCAUACUGGUAUUUUGUGCGACUCAGGUCACCCAUCACACCUUUCAGGCUCGGAAAUUACCAGUAAAAUCAUCCUUGAUCCUCAUGAGAAUGCUGCUGUUACAUCAGAUUCAUCAAUGCUUUAUAAGCCUCCUGACUUGAACAGGAAUGUUACUGAGAUAUUUGGAAAGCUUGUCGACAUUUAUAGGGCCCUUGGUGACGAUUGGAGAUCAUUCAGCUAUUACAAAUCCAUCCCAGUUAUUGAGAAAUUGCCUUACAAAAUUGAGAGUCCGGACCAGCUUAAACACCUUCCCGGAAUUGGAAAGUCAAUGCAAGAGCAUAUUCUGGAGAUAGUAAACACUGGGAAGCUGUCCAAAUUGGAACAUUUUGAGAAGGAUGAAAAGGUUCGAACAAUCAGCUUAUUUGGAGAAGUAUGGGGCAUUGGUCCAGCCACUGCUCUAAAACUUUAUGAGAAAGGGCACAGAACUCUAGAUGACCUAAAAUAUGAGGAAUCAUUGACAAAUUCUCAAAAAAUAGGAUUAAAAUAUUUUCAGGACAUCAAAACGAGGAUCCCACGCCAUGAGGUCGAAGAGAUGGAGCGACUUCUGCAGAAGGCUGGAGAAGAGAUUUUGCCUGGGGUAAUUAUUCUGUGUGGUGGAUCAUAUAGACGUGGAAAGGCGUCUUGUGGGGAUAUGGAUAUUGUCAUUACUCAUCCUGAUAGAAAAAGUCAUGUAGGCUUUCUUCCAAAGUAUGUAAAGCAUCUGAAGGCAAUAAAUUUUUUGAGGGAAGAUUUGGUCUUCAGCAUUCACAGUGAAGAGGGUACGGAUUCAGGAGUGGACACAUAUUUCGGUCUUUGCACCUAUCCUGGUCGAGAGUUACGACAUCGCAUUGACUUCAAGGUAUAUCCAAGAGAUAUAUAUGCAUUUGGACUGAUAGCAUGGACAGGGAAUGACGUGUUGAACAGGAGGCUUAGAUUAUUGGCAGAAUCGAAGGGCUUUCGACUGGAUGAUACAGGAUUGUUUCCUGCUUUUCAAAGUUCUCAUGCGAAGCGGGGUAUGAAAGGGGCUAGCUUGAAGUUCGACACUGAAAAGGAAGUCUUUGAUUUCCUUGGAUUUCCCUGCCUUGAACCCCACGAGAGGAACUUGUGAAAUUUCAUUCUAUGAAAUUUCAUUAAGUAAUUUUGCAUUUUGCUAGAAAAGAUUUUUGUAUUUCAAAUGCAAAGUGAACACCUUAUAUAGACUUUAGGUUAGCACCUUUUUGAAGUGCAGGUUGACGUGUUGCUUAGAACUUAGAUUCUGUUAAAAGUAAUCAGCUUGCACACAUGUAAAGGUAAAGGACAUGUUAGGUAUAUAUA